This is a messenger RNA of Fundulus heteroclitus (mummichog), 554 nucleotides long. RefSeq names its product ribosomal protein S27, isoform 1 (gene rps27.1). The coding region runs from base 90 to 344 and encodes 84 amino acids. The transcript has 4 exons. The record is from RefSeq and is a predicted model, not a curated record. NCBI's taxonomy places the organism in Eukaryota, Metazoa, Chordata, Actinopteri, Cyprinodontiformes, Fundulidae. Gene Ontology annotation, molecular function: RNA binding; structural constituent of ribosome. Gene Ontology annotation, biological process: ribosomal small subunit assembly; translation. Gene Ontology annotation, cellular component: ribosome; cytosolic small ribosomal subunit.
CUUCCGCCCCGUGCUCAGAAGAGCCGCCGAUAUCAACCCCUCGCUUCCGGUGAUGCCUCCUUUUCGGCAGCGGCUAUUUCCUCGCCAACAUGCCACUCGCAAAAGACUUGUUGCACCCAUCCCCUGAGGAGGAGAAGAGGAGGCACAAAAAGAAGCGUCUCGUUCAGAGUCCCAACUCUUACUUUAUGGACGUCAAAUGUCCAGGAUGCUACAAGAUCACGACGGUGUUCAGCCACGCUCAGACAGUCGUGCUGUGCGUGGGCUGUUCCACGGUCCUGUGUCAGCCAACCGGAGGCAAAGCACGUCUCACAGAGGGGUGCUCGUUCAGAAGGAAGCAGCACUAACGCUUCUCCCUGAAGCUGGAGAGGAGGGGAUGGACUGGUUGAUAUCCACGUCUCCGGAGCCCGUGGUCCCGACUUGAAAUGAAAUGAGACCAGAUGAUGGAACCGGACAGCGGACGCGUUCUGUCCACGUCUACCAAGUGGUUGUUGCUUUAACUGCACCCUCCAACCCCGUCUCUCUAAAUAAAAUGUUGUUUUGGCUAUAAGAAUGGA